AUGCCCUCCCUUCGGAUCAUCAACGGCUUCAAUCAUCGCAAGAAGGAACCGAAGCCAACUACACCAAUACAAAGACAACUCGUGAGGACCCGGCAGCGUGACUUAGAGAAUGCUGAGGCUUCGAUGGCUGCCAUGGAUAGGCGGCUUAACCAGCGGCAUAACGAGGAACCACAGCCUCUAGGUGAUGAGAUAGUAGAGGAUCAUCCUAUGCCUGCACAUGAUGAUGUAGAUCAACCUGGUGACGAAGAAGGUGAAGACAAUCAGAAUCUUGACAUGAAUCGAUAUAUGAACGGUGAAGUAGCUCCACAGGAACUUCUCAAUCCCGAAGACCCGAUAUUAGCAGCAUUGCGAAGGGAGGUACAUCUAGCAGACCGCCUGGCCAACGAGAAAGACUGGUUUUGGCAGUACACUAUCAUGUUACCUACGUUUCUUCGCAACCGGUUGCUUACCUCAAACUGGGGAAAGGAAGCUAAUUGGAACGAAGACUUUCGACCUCCCUGUAACUGCGCCGGGCGGACUGAACGCAACGUUGAUCUUGUCGAUAUCCUAUGUGAGUCAAAAUCAUAG
Molecule: messenger RNA, 567 nt
Organism: Melampsora larici-populina 98AG31
Lineage: Eukaryota; Fungi; Basidiomycota; Pucciniomycetes; Pucciniales; Melampsoraceae
Exons: 1
Coding region: 1-567 (188 amino acids)
Source: RefSeq, a predicted model, not a curated record